Molecule: messenger RNA, 3905 nt
Organism: Paramisgurnus dabryanus
Lineage: Eukaryota; Metazoa; Chordata; Actinopteri; Cypriniformes; Cobitidae
Product: exostosin-1
Cellular component (GO): membrane
Molecular function (GO): glycosyltransferase activity
Source: RefSeq, a predicted model, not a curated record
UCUCCUCGUGUCUGCCCGUCUUUCCGUACCCUAGACAUCAGCCGUGACGAUGGACGGUCCCGUUCAGUAUUUCUCUCUAUCAGAGCGCAUCCUCCAGUAACAGAGAGGAAAGGCGCAGGGACGCUGAGCGGAUUUUCCAACUAUCCUCGGAAUCUCUCCAUCACAUUGCACGCCUGUGGAUGCUGAAGAAGGGGACCUGUAUUAUUUAUAGACGCGUGCGACAGAGGAAGUGGGUGUUUUCGCGGGGUCAUCUCGGUAAAGAUGUAACGCGGGCGGUAUGACGUUCAGUUGGCAACGUCGUUAACUUUCGAGCCAAGUGCCUUGGGAAAAAGCGCAGACAUGAGAUAAGUCACAACGCUUGAAUGUGUGGGCGAAUCAGGAAGACGGAGUUAUGUCAUCCAAGAGAAAGUGGGUUUGUUAGUGGUUUGGUCCUUGCACUUGUCCGGGAUGGGUAUUGGAGCUCGGCGCGCGUUUGAUCAGUGGAUCGGGCAGUAAAGGAGCAACUUCAGAUUAAACCAAACGUUGGAAGGAUUGUAAACUGAGGUCCUCUGGUGGAUUAUUUGACUUUUUAAGAGUCUCUGGUACCAUGUGUGCCGCGAUGAGAAGUUUCACAUUGGCUUCGGAGAGUUGGAAACGCAAGUUGGGCGCGCACGAUUUCUCAGGAUUUCAACAACUGAUUUUGCUGUAAACGUGCACUUUUAACAAGAGCUAAGAGCUAAGUAGACAACAAUGCCGACUAAUUUCAAUGCAAUCAACUGUUUUGUUUUGUAAAUGGUGCUUUAAAUAGGCUAAAGUAAAUCAUUACUGCGCUUCAAAUGUGGAAAUACUUGGAUAUGCGUGUUGUCAAUAUCCUGUGAUGGCCUUUAAUGUGAUGUUUAUUCAUCGUGAUUGGAAGAAGACUUGUGGGAUUUUAAAAAGUUGAAGACGUAAAGAAAUAUUCUGUAAAGCUACUUGGAUCAAGCGUAGCAUAUAAAGUCAUCAGGGUAAUGGAGUUGGACAGCGCACGUGUUUCUGCUACUUACAGCUGCAUUAUAAAGAUUAACGUACAAAAUCACCAAAAUAUUUGCAUUUAAAAUGCACAAAAUGGCGCACAAAUACUGCACAAAACCCCAAAAUGCGCUGACUUGAUGUUUGAGAUUAUCUAUGAAAAGUUGAGAAUCACUGAAGCUCGUGCACAAUCGGUUUAGAUGACUGACGCUCCAACAGGUGACCAAGCGGUCUGUGUAGACUCAGAAUUCUAGUAUUGGUAUGAGAGCUGCUCCCGUGGGUUUACCGUCAACCCUCCGUGCUUCCGUCUUUUCCCGUCCUGCUUCUCGCCGUCCACAUGCAGGCAAAGAAGCGAUACCUGCUGGUAUCCGUGGGGGCCUGUAGCCUGCUACUAGCCUACCUGUGGGCCCUUCAGAUCGGUGAGUUCCAAAACCAGAACCAUGCAGAGCUUUACAGAGUCUCACAGAUUCCCGGCAUCCAACCUCGGACGCCCCGCUGGCCGGAAUCGGUGGAGCAGCCCCUGCAGACCUACCUGGGCGAGGCCGAGCAGGAAGAAGACGGGCCGCAGCUUCUUCAUCAGCACACCUCUCCUCGCGAGAGACGGGAAAUCCAAAAGAACAUCUACAAGAGCCGCCGGUGCCGCAUGGACACCUGUUUCGACUUCCGGCGCUGUGAGCGGGGCUUUAAAAUCUACGUGUACCCCCCACAGAAAAGCGAAGUGCCCUCGGAAAGCUACCUGAAGAUUCUGGCGGCCAUCGAGGAAUCGCGCUUCUACACCACUGACCCUAAUGAGGCCUGUCUGUUUGUGCUGAGCAUAGACACUCUGGACAGGGACCAGCUGUCCUCGCAGUACGUCCAUAACGUCCGAGCCAGAAUUCAGAGCCUCCCUCUGUGGUACGAGGGAAGGAAUCAUCUCAUUUUUAACCUGUACUCCGGAACGUGGCCCGAUUACACAGAGGAUCUGGGCUUUGAUAUCGGCCAAGCCAUGUUGGCCAAGGCCAGCACGGACAUGGACAACUUCAGGCCGCACUUUGACGUGUCCAUCCCUCUGUUCUCGAAAGACCAUCCUCAGAAAGGAGGAGAUAAAGGUUAUCUAACCCUUAACAACGUCCCUCCCUUACGGAAAUACUCGCUGGUCUUUAAAGGAAAGAGGUACCUAACUGGCAUCGGUUCCGAAACCAGAAAUGCUUUGUAUCAUAUACAUAACGGGGAUGAUAUCGUUUUAUUGACUACUUGCAAACACGGAAAAGACUGGGAAAAGCAUAAGGAUGCGAGGUGCGACCGAGACAAUGAAGAAUACACAAAGUUUGAUUAUCAGGAGCUCUUACACAACUCCAGUUUCUGCCUUGUUCCUCGAGGCAGGCGGCUCGGGUCCUUCCGCUUUCUAGAGGCCCUGCAGGCCGCCUGUAUUCCUGUUCUGCUGAGUAAUGGAUGGGAGCUGCCGUUCUCUGAGGUCAUUGACUGGAGUAAAGCGGCCGUCAUCGGUGAUGAGAGAUUACUGCUGCAGGUUCCAUCUAUCACCAGGUCUGUGGGUCCUGACAGAAUCUUGGCCCUACGGCAACAGACCCAGUUCCUGUGGGACGCCUACUUCUCCUCUGUCACAAAGAUAGUCUUGACCACACUAGAGAUUAUUCAUGACAGGAUCCGGAUGCACAUGUCCAGAAGCAGGCUGAUGUGGAACUCUGUACCCGGAGGACUCUACGCACUUCCAGAAUUCUCCAGCGACCCCGCCCUCUUCCCGUUUUACUACUCGCCACUCGGUAAGAGUCCGUCUCAGGAUUUUACAGCCGUCAUUCAAGCGGUCACAUCUUUACAGUCCCAGCAGCAGCCCAUAUUCAAACUCAUCCACGCGGUUGCCAAGUCCAAGUUCUGCGUGCAGAUUUUAGUGCUGUGGAACUGUGAGAAGCCUCCACCACCCAGAAACAAGUGGCCCUCCAUCUCAACACCCUUCACUGUUAUUGAAAGCAAGAAAAAGACAAUGAGUGGUCGCUUUUAUCCUCAUCUUGCUAUCAAAACUGAUGCGGUUCUCAGCCUGGACGAGGACUCGGUUCUGUCCACCAAUGAGGUGGAUUUCGCAUUCAUUGUUUGGCAGAAUUUUCCAGAUCGGAUCGUAGGCUACCCAGCGCGGAGCCAUUACUGGGACAGUGGCAAGGGGAGGUGGGGUUAUACCUCUAAAUGGACCAAUGAGUACUCAAUGGUGCUGACAGGAGCUGCGUUCUACCACAGGUAUUAUCAUCAUCUGUACACGUACUACCUGCCAACGUCUCUGCUGUCCAUGGUAGACCAGUUGGCCAACUGCGAGGACAUCCUCAUGAACUUCCUCAUCUCUGCGGUAACCAAACUCCCGCCAAUCAAAGUCACACAGAAGAAACAAUACAAGGAGACCAUGAUGCAGCAGGGCUCUAAAUCGUCUCGAUGGGCCGACCCAGACCACUUUGCACAGCGUCAGUCCUGCAUGAACUCUUUCACAAGCUGGUUUGGCUUCAUGCCUCUCCUUCACUCUCAGUUGCGUCUGGAUCCAGUGCUCUUCAAAGAUCAGGUCUCCAUCCUACGCAAGAAAUACAGAGACAUCGAGAGGUUGUGAGGAGCUCCGGCCACUUUCUGUUCGGACACGUCUGAUUUGCCUGGACUUGUUAACAGAUAUGAUGAAAUAUGCAACACUGAGUGAUUUUAUCUGCAGCCGAAAGUUUCGUAGCAAACGGUCGCUCAGAUUUGGAUUGACUAUGUUGCCGGUUUGACUUUGUUGUUGUUGUCAUCAGUGAUGUCAUCCGAGGGGUGUGGUCACUGAAUGUCAAUGAACAGGAUGGAUAAAAUGGAUAAAAAAGGGUCACCUAUGCCUGCAAUAUGUAUUUUAAUUUUAAUUAUUUUUUUUAAGAAAUUAUCUUUUUUUUAUGAAGUUUAAAAAAAUAAAACCUAUG